Molecule: messenger RNA, 2823 nt
Organism: Colletotrichum graminicola M1.001
Lineage: Eukaryota; Fungi; Ascomycota; Sordariomycetes; Glomerellales; Glomerellaceae
Exons: 1
Coding region: 1-2823 (940 amino acids)
Source: RefSeq, a predicted model, not a curated record
AUGUGCUCAGCCCCAGCUAACUCGACCAGCGCACCUUUCGAUCCCCAGAUGUUUGCCGACUUCAACUUCGCCACCACGCUUGCUCACGUUCCCGACUUCCCCCGUCGACCGGCACGUGCCACGCGCGUGAAGCAACGACGAAAGGCAAGGGGCCUGAUUCUGGAAAAGGCCAUAGCCAAGCGCGUCAAGGAGUCGCUCUCUGUGGAGGAGCUCGAUGCCGCCGUUCAAUUCCGGCACAUUGCCGUCAAGGGCGACCUGGCGUAUGCCAUCUGCCCUCGCAAGAGGCAGAGGGUCACAGAGUGGACCGAGGAGGACUACUCGGAACCGUACUGGCUGGACGAGGAGGUGGAAGAGAGGCCCGUGAUUAACAUGAUCGAGGCCCGCCGCGUCCUCCGGAACGACCUGUUCUCCCUCCCAGCGGGCCCGAGUAUCCGUGAGCAGCGUCAACAAUACAAGGCAGACAUGGAGAAGUAUGGCGAGGUGAUUGCUCCGACAAGGGGCAAGAGAAACUACGAUGGCGAACCCAAACGGGCUUACAACAACGGCCUGUUGACGCACGCCAUCAUGAAGCCCCUCCUUGCCUUCCCCAUGCCCGACCUGAGCUUCGAAUGGGUCCUCGAGACGGCGAUCCGCGAUUCUAACAAGGCCCACGGCCGCGAACCAGAAAAGCACCGCAACGUCCGGCAACCCAUUGCCAUCUUCGGCGAGUCGGACUUCUCUGUUAUCGAAGAGGAGGAUGAGCCACAGAGUCCUACCGCAAAGCUCCCGCACUUUCCCUCGAGCGCCACGCAUCAUUCGGAAGCAAGCAGGAAGACCCGGCUGGACCGAGGCCUCGUUUUCCUACGGUCCAAACUCGCAACCCUUACCGCUCAAGAGCAGGCAGAUGGACCUUCGUCACCUCUGUCCUCCCCCAUCGGACCUGGCUUCACCUUUGAAGUGCCGUCCUUCCUCUCCUCGCCUGGCCUUACCGAGACAGACGGCGACGAUGGUGAGAAGAGACUCGAGGAGGAGGCGUCCGAGCCUGUUGCGAGUCCCAUUGUGUACUUCAAGGACCGCAGCCAGGCGUCUCCAUUCAAGAAACGCAAGUCGCUCCCUGCAACGCGCCGUCCGUCUCUCACAUCCCUCCUUCGCCGGGUGUCACUUCCGCAUACCCUCCCCGCUGCCGACUCGGACCAGCUUGCUGUGGUGCAGGAUCCCCAAGAUCCAGCAUCCGGACCGCUGGUGGGUGCUCCCGACGUGUCGGUUGAGCUCCCCGCGGUGCAGAAUCCCUCCGAGGUUGAUUCAGCAUCAGCGGCGUUUGUCGAGUCUUCACCGGGGUCUACUCGCGGGGCGUCGUCGUCAUCAGCGUUGGCAUUGGCUUCUCCUGUGGCAUCGUCUUCUCCUUCGUCCGUUGUCGUCGAUGCUAGGGAAAAUCCCGACAUCUUUGGCUCAUUCCAGGAGCGUGUCGACUCACCUAUUCAGGCGCCUGCCUCCCUCGCCCACGUAUUUGACGAGGCCAAGGAGACGAUGGAUAGCAAUGUCCUUGUGAGCAGGGAAGGCGAUCGUCUGAUGGUGCGGUUCAAAGUCUCGGAGAAGUACGCUGCCAUUGUUGCACCUGAAGAUGCACCUGCCACUUCCUCGCCGUCGCCUGUCGCCGUCGCCGGCCAAGAAGAAGAGCAGGAGGAGCGGGCCGAGGAGGGAGACGAAGAAUUGCAGCAGGUACCUGACCAGGUGACUGCAGCGGCUUUGGAUGAUGACGACUCCGAUUUGAUCAUGCUUAGAGAGUUCAUGAACCGGCACGCCGCCCGUAAGGCUGCCAAAGCUGCCAAGCUAGCACCUGAGCCAGUCGAGACCGCUGCCACUCCCCCCCUCUCUCCGACCCCCAUUCCUUCUGCCCCGAUCAUUGCCACCGUUGCUCCCACGCCCGAGCGCGCUCAGAGCCUCCGUGCCGAAGCCCUGGCGUUCUCGGUCACAUCUUCGGCGGAGCGACCUCGUUCUGCUCGGCGGGCGUCUCCCGCUGUCUCAACUGCACGACGACCUCUUGGAGCCCUCGACGUUAACAGCCCGAGCCCUAGGAAGGUUAAAAGAAAGGUCGAUGAUGUUGGUGAGAGGGGGCCAUCGCCGGAGAAGAUGCCCCAGCCGCCGAAGCGUCAGCGUAGAGAUAGGGCAGAGAAGUCCGACAAGGAUGAAAAGGAAAAGCCAAAGGAGCACGAGGACACUAAGCCUGCAGAGGAGGAGGCUGGCCCCGCGACUGGCGUCAGAACCCGUGCCCAGCGGGCCGCAGAGCGCGGCGAGCCAGCUCCCACGACAAAGAUCCCCGUCAGGCACAAGGGAUAUGCCAAAGUGAGGAAUGGGGAAAAGGAUUUGUCUGCCUUGACUCGGCAGAACACUCGCACGAAUAAGGGAGGUGCACUGCCAGCCGAGCAGGUCCUGGAGUCUUUGAAGAAGGCGGCGCCAGCAAUCGAGACACCAGUUGUUGCAGAAGCUCGCAAGGACGGCAAAAGCGUUCAGUGGGCUGAACAGUUGACUAGGAGCCAGUCUGUUGAGCCAUACGUGGAGCCGCUGAGCCCCGCGGAAGAGAAGGAGGUGGGCAAUACUAGAAGCAAACCCAAGGGCUCGACGACCAAGGCCGCCGCGAACAAGUCUUCAACGGCCAAGUCUUCAGCGGCCAAGGCCGGAACGGCCAAGUCAGCAAAGGAGCGCCAGCCGGCCAUUCCCGGCCCGAAGACGGAGGGCGCAAAGGUCACCAAGCCGAAGAAGGUGUCUGCGGCAGCCAAGAAGGAACUGGGACUAAGCGCCAAUGGCACGCCUGCCAAGCGCAGUGCCCGAAUCGCCAAAAAAUAA